This is a messenger RNA of Penicillium taxi, 1659 nucleotides long. RefSeq names its product Arginine permease CAN1. The record is from RefSeq and is a predicted model, not a curated record. The transcript is spliced from 3 exons. Gene Ontology annotation, cellular component: membrane. Gene Ontology annotation, biological process: amino acid transmembrane transport. Gene Ontology annotation, molecular function: amino acid transmembrane transporter activity. The coding region runs from base 1 to 1659 and encodes 552 amino acids. Lineage: Eukaryota; Fungi; Ascomycota; Eurotiomycetes; Eurotiales; Aspergillaceae.
AUGUCGUUUAGAAAUGCCGCCUCGGGACCGUCUCCGGCAAGCUGGUCCUCUACAGCUGUCGAUUUUGGCAAUGACACCAAGAUGGUUUCUCAGGAUCUGAAGGUUGCCGAUAUGGAGGAGAAUCACACACCCGAGUCAGGACCGGGAGAGUUGAAGCGCAGGUUAAAAAGUCGUCACCUUCAAAUGAUUGCAAUUGGUGGAACAAUUGGAACUGGCCUCUUCAUCUCAAGUGGUACUGCAAUAGCCUACUCUGGGCCUGUAGGAGCGCUCAUUGCAUAUUCUUUUGUUGGCACUAUCGUGCUCUCUGUUAUGACGUCUCUCGGUGAAGUUACAACUUAUAUACCGAUUCCUGGUGCAUUCACUUCAUACGCGACUCGCUUGAUAGAUCCUAGUCUCGGCUUUGCAAUGGGCUGGAUUUACUGGUUUAACUGGGCCUCUACUUUCGCUGUCGAGUUGACCGCAACAGGAACCCUUAUUCAAUACUGGGACCCAAAUUUAAAUAUCGCAAUCUUCAUUGGAGUCUUCUGGGCUUCCAUCACUGCUCUGAACUUCCUUCCUGUGGGAUUCUAUGGUGAAGUAGAAUUUUGGUUCUCCACUAUUAAGGUUGCUACCGUGAUUGGCUUCAUGAUCUUUGCUAUCUGUAUUGAUACCGGUGCUGGAGAACAAGGCUAUAUCGGAUUUCACUACUGGCAUAAUCCCGGUGCCUUUGCUGAGCAUGUGGUCGAGGGUGCUGUUGGUAAAUUCGUUGGGUUCUGGGCAGUGCUGAUCCAGGCUGGAUUCUCCUACCAAGGAACAGAGCUUGUUGGUAUCGCAGCUGGAGAGACUGAGAAUCCUCAAAAGACUAUGCCUUCCGCCAUCCGCAAGACAUUUUUUCGUAUUCUACUAUUUUUUGUCUUGACCAUCUUCUUUAUUGGUCUUGUGGUUCCUUAUAAUAAUAGCUCGCUCACUACGGACAAAACUGACGCUUCCGCCUCGCCUAUGGUUAUUGCAGCCAAUCUUGCUGGAGUGAAGGUACUGCCAAGCUUGAUCAAUGCUGUCCUUUUGACCGUCGUGUUGUCCGCAGCAAACUCGAACGUGUAUAGUGGAAGCCGCAUCUUGACUGGUCUGGCCCACGAGGGAUUCGCUCCUAAAUUCUUCACUCUUAUCACUGAAAAAGGUGUCCCAUAUGUCAGUGUGGGCUUCACUGCUUUCUUCGGACUACUCGGAUUCAUGAAUGUUUCCGACGAUGCGGGAGCAGUCUUCAACUGGCUAGUGAAUCUUUCUAGUGUGGCUGGAUUUAUCACAUGGUCUUGUCUGAAUGCUUCGCACAUUGCUUUCAUGCGAGCAUGUGUUGCACAGGGAAUCUCUCGCGGUGAUCUACCUUAUAAAACCAUGUUUCAGCCUUACAUGGCUUGGUACGGUCUGUUCUUCAACGUCUUGAUCGCCCUCACCCAAGGCUUUACAUCAUUUAUCCCAACAUUGGACGUGACGAACUUCUUCAUCGCUUACAUUUGCAUCAUUGUGUUUGUUCUUCUUUAUGUCGGACAUAAAGUCUGGGCCCGGUCAUCUUUUGUGAAUCCUGCCGAGGCGGAUCUGGCUACUGGCCGAAUCUUCUUCCAGAAAGAGAUCGAGAUUCCUAUGACUUGGUACAAAAAAGCUUGGGGCUGGGUAGCAAAAUAA